Messenger RNA from Eurytemora carolleeae, 1460 nucleotides. RefSeq names its product innexin inx2. The transcript has 14 exons. NCBI's taxonomy places the organism in Eukaryota, Metazoa, Arthropoda, Copepoda, Calanoida, Temoridae. Gene Ontology annotation, cellular component: gap junction; plasma membrane. Bases 220 to 1434 code for a protein of 404 amino acids. The record is from RefSeq and is a predicted model, not a curated record. Gene Ontology annotation, molecular function: gap junction channel activity.
ACUACACUACACUACACUACACUACACUACACUACACUACACUACACUACACUACACUACACUACACUAAUUAUUUUCAAUAUCGAUCUUUUUCAGAUGAGUUUAGGGUAAAGUAUGAAAUAAAUUAUAACAUCACACCGAAAAUGAUCGAGAAAUAGAAUGAGUUCUAAAAGAAGACGUUAUUGAUUGAUUUAAACCAAGUGAUAAGAACAAUUCAACAUGGCUACGACGAUUGGAAUUGUCAAGAGUGCGACUGAAACCAUUCUUGGAAUCGGAGAGGUUUCCAUUGAUAACUUUACUUUUAAAUUAUUCUACAAAUGGUCUGUGUCCUUGUUUGUUGCUGGCAGUGUUGCUGUCUGCAGCUCACAAUUUUUUGGAGAUCCAAUCUCAUGCGAGACGUCACGUGAUGAUGUUUACCAGGCUGAUGACAGCGUAGACGAGGAGGUACUCAACGCUUACUGUUGGAUGUACUCAACCUUCGACAUUCCACCAGAUUUCAAGGGGUCCUGUGCUAGAAAGACGUUUGACCGUACAAACCUGUACAACACGUACUAUCAGUGGGUUUCUAUAUUCCUCAUGAUGCAGGCUAUUGUAUUCUACCUACCCCGGUGUAUAUGGCUUUCCAUGGAAGGAGGAUUAAUGAAUUUCCUCGUUAAAGGAAAUCAAGGAAGAGUUGUGGAGGACGCCGAAGCUAAAAAAGAGAAACUGUUAGUCAGCUUUUCAUUCACAUCCUUCCCAGUUACGAAUGCAUUUUUGAACCAUCAGUUCUACGACUAUGGAUAUUUAGUUUAUAAUUAUUACAGAUUGCCUGCAGAAGAACGACAGCUGCCAACGACUGUGAAUCCUAUGUGUGAAGUGUUCCCUAAAGUUGCAACAUGUAACUAUGUCCGGUAUGGUAGAGGAGGUGGUCAGGAAGUUAAAAAUGCAAUCUGUAUUCUAUCACUCAAUAUCAUCAAUGAUAAGGUGUUUGCUCUGCUCUGGUUCUGGCAUUGUUGUCUGAUUAUUGCUGGAUUUAAUAGAAUAUUGACAAGAUCUGCUCAGCUACUCUCUUCAAGAGUAAGAUAUUUCCUCAUGAAAAUGAUGAUGCACAGAUAUUUGAAUAAUAAUCGGCAUACAAAACAUAUACAACACUACAUACUCAACUGUAGUAUCGGAGACUGGUUUGUUUUGUAUCAGAUGAGUAAAAACUUGAACAAGAGAUUUUUUGCAGAAUUCAUGUCUAUGCUAUCAAUAAAGGUGAACCCUGAUGCAGAUCUGUGUGCUGACCCUGAGGUUGAUAUAACUAAGAUAGGUCAACCUGGACCUAACGGACCUACUGCUCCUUUCUCAGAGGACUUCUAUGAUGAGGAGCAGUCAAUGGGAACCGAGGAGAGUCCUGAACCCGAAACUGCUGAAGCAGGAGAUUUAAAUACAUUGGAACGGAAACGAAGGUAAAAUGUCGUCUUUCUUUAACAACAAAA